AUGCUUUCUUUUUUUACCCUCAACAAACCAGGCAAAGAUGGUACAGAUCCGAAAGAAAAGGACUGGGACGCUGAAAUGACCCGUAUAAAGGAGAAAGAGUGGUUCGCGAAUCACCCACAGUACAGUGAUAUCCAACAUGUGUGUGGCAUUGAUCGACUAAUGGCCACCAUGAUAUCUUUACUGGCCGAAAAAAUGGUCACGGAGGUUCCCAAUCUGGUCCGUGAAAUGAAAGCCCUAAAAGAAGAGGUGGAUGAAACGCUGAAAGAACUUGAGGACAGCGAAGUCCCUGAGUCGGACGAGGGAAAAGGGGCGGUUGCGAUGAAGCUAAAGCAAAACCUCAUCACAGAGUUGGAGAAACUUCUCUUUAACAAUACUUCCGACAUGGAAGGAGGCGAAAACGUGAGACAGCUGUUUAAUUCAUUCUGUGAGGCCGUUUACCAGGUUGAUCCUCUGGCUAUGCGCAAUGAUGACGACAUAAGAACAGAACAAAGGAGGUUGGAGGGUGUGGCCGCCCCGCUAGGAGAGGGCAGUGAAAACAGUCAGCUACUGCAGAAGCUGCUCUACGAGAAUUACACAGGAUAUCACCAGAAAGACCGUAAACCAGUCUCCAUGGCCAGCCCUAUUGAUCAACUGUUUCCCAUAUCAAAGAAGCUGGUUGAAAAUGUCCAGGAAACUCUACGGAACAUCGUUCAAAAGACCAUCCAGCGCUGCCUGUCCAAGUUUCCCACCCUCAAAACAGCAGUCGAAGCGAAAGUUGUGAACAAAAUCUUUGAAACCAAACGCGACCAGACCAUUCAGUUCAUCCGACAGUUUCUGGAAAUGCAGAAGAAAAGCAUUGACGUGGUGUUUGCACCAAUCCCCACGCCAGACGAAAUAGAUCAGUGGAAAUCGCAGAAGUUGACUACGAGGGAAGGCCUUAGCAAGACUCAUCCAUGCAUGACAUCGAAAACAAUGAAUCACAUGGAGCACCUCGCGGAAAAACUCUACCCUCGGCAUCUGGUAACCGAGAUUGAAGGUCACGGCAGCAGUUCCGCACAUACUGCGUUUGUAAACCACAAGGUGAGCAUAUAACAUGGGCGUAUGGGAAGGUUCCA
Orbicella faveolata is the source of this 1094-nucleotide messenger RNA. RefSeq lists its product as uncharacterized. The record is from RefSeq and is a predicted model, not a curated record. Gene Ontology annotation, cellular component: cytoplasm; membrane; microtubule. Gene Ontology annotation, molecular function: microtubule binding; GTP binding; GTPase activity. NCBI's taxonomy places the organism in Eukaryota, Metazoa, Cnidaria, Anthozoa, Scleractinia, Merulinidae.